Pseudovirgaria hyperparasitica is the source of this 939-nucleotide messenger RNA. Its product is annotated as glutathione S-transferase. Lineage: Eukaryota; Fungi; Ascomycota; Dothideomycetes; Acrospermales; Acrospermaceae. The transcript has 7 exons. The coding region runs from base 205 to 939 and encodes 244 amino acids. The record is from RefSeq and is a predicted model, not a curated record.
CGCCGACCGGAGGUCCCACGUCGCCUCCGAAGACUGCUGAGCUGAUACGGAUUCCGGAUAGCUUCCAGGGGUCAGUGGAGAAUACUCUCCAACUCUAACUAUCUGACGCCCCAUCUGCAACUGAUCUCACGACACAGUCACACUGACCAUACUCCAACUUUCAGACUUAACCCAUCAAAGGCUCGAAGACAAGUCUAUUACACAAUGGCCUCGAAUUUCUAUCUUGAAGAUACGCCGGCAGAGGUGAAGAAUGCCAAGGGGCUGCACCUAAUUACUUCGAACACUCCUAAUGGAAAGAAAGUGCAGAUUAUGCUUGAGGAGCUAAAGGAGUUGUAUGGCACGGAGUACACUACGACAAUAAUCGACCUAAGUACCAACGAGCAGAAAAAGGACUGGUUCUUGAAACUUAACCCAAAUGGAAGGAUCCCAGUUCUUAUUGACAACACCCAAAAUCCGCCUUUCCCAGUAAUGGAGACUUCGGCAGAGCUGCUCUAUCUCUUCAAGGAAGAAGACAAGAAGGCUGCGUUCGGCUACACCGAUGAUUAUGGACGAAGCGAAUGCCUGCAAUGGCUUUUCUUCUGGCACGGCAGCGGUCAACCAAUUCAAGGGCAGUUGGGCUGGUUCUCAAGAAAUGCUAAGGACAAUGAGGUCGCUAUCAAUCGCUUCAAGAACGAAGUUCUUCGUAUCUAUGGUGUCCUUGAGCUCCACCUUUCGGGUAAGUAUACUGGCCAAGCUAAAGAAUAUCUUGCUGGUAAAGGCGCUGGCAAGUACUCUGUUGCAGACAUCUCGACUUGGCCUUGGUUAGAUAGCUGGCACAAGAUGGACCAGAUCACUCAGGAGGACAUGGACAAUUUCCCACACUUGCAGAAGUGGAUCGAACGUAUCGGACAGCGGCCUGCAGUGAAACGAGGCACGGAUCCUAAGACUUGGGCGAUAUGA